AUGGGCCUGCUUAGUCCUAUGAAGGCUUUCAGCCAGGGCGGCUAUUUCUGUGACCAUGCAGGAAUGCGAGCAAGGGAGAUCAAGGCCGAGCUGACCGAAAAUGGUGUGGACACGUCUGACCUUUUCGACAAGGAGGAUUUGGCUACUCGCUUAUACGAACUGCGGACAGGUGCCAUCCAUGGAGCUCCUUCCAAGACAACGCCCAGCUCCGAAGCAGGCGACGUCAAGGCGGAGGAGGACAUGGAGGAGGCGCCCUCCGCAGAGGACUUCGUGGCGAGGUGCCGGGCGAUGGCCGUCAAGGAGCUUCGCACGGCACCGAAGCUGCAGGUUGAGGUGCUUGGAUUUACAAAUUCUGCCCCGUAG
Symbiodinium pilosum is the source of this 363-nucleotide messenger RNA. Lineage: Eukaryota; Dinophyceae; Suessiales; Symbiodiniaceae. The record is from the annotation of a GenBank genome assembly.